AUGUACGCAGGUCUUGUGAUUGGAGCCAGUGUGUGGCCCAUGACUGCUGACUUUACUGGUCGGCGCCUCACGCUUAACGUCACUCUUCUGAUUUCGGCGAUCGGGGGAAUGGUUGGGACUGGGGCCCCCAACUUCUUUUCGAUCUCACUGUUUUGUGCAGUCGUUGCGCUCGGGACCGAUGGAAACCAGCCCGUGGUGAGUGCCAUCCCCCCUCGAACUUACGCCGCAACCCACCAAUAUCUGCUGACGAUGCAGUCGGGCUUCUGGUCCCUGGGCCAAGCCGUCGCGGGCUUGAUCGCAUGGACUGUACCUUUCAAAAUAACCUUGACUGGCCGUAUACUUACUGGACACACGGAGAAUGACCGUCAUGUAACCGAUGUGAUUCAAAAUAUUGCGGAGAGGAAUGGCACGACCACGUGGCUCACUACGGAUCAAUCGAUUCCAUCUCAGCGAGUUUGCAAAAGUCUGACUCCGACGAGCCGGGGGGCACACCCGCACCAACAAUAA
Messenger RNA from Penicillium argentinense, 507 nucleotides. Its product is annotated as MFS general substrate transporter. Lineage: Eukaryota; Fungi; Ascomycota; Eurotiomycetes; Eurotiales; Aspergillaceae. The record is from RefSeq and is a predicted model, not a curated record. The transcript is spliced from 3 exons. The coding region runs from base 1 to 507 and encodes 168 amino acids.